Messenger RNA from Oikopleura dioica, 513 nucleotides. The record is from the annotation of a GenBank genome assembly. Lineage: Eukaryota; Metazoa; Chordata; Appendicularia; Copelata; Oikopleuridae.
AUGGUCAGUUACAAAGGCAGUUCUCAAAUGAGCCACGUUGUUCAAAUCCACGACCCUGUUCAUGUUCCUGACAAAGAAUGUCACGAUUUAGAAGAUCUCAAAGCCCUUUUCAGAUCACCGAAGAAUGCCGAUAUCAAUUUACGAAAAGCGAUUCUCCGUCAAUAUAUAAAUAUUUUGACCAGUAAUAGAAUACUUGUGAGUGUUCGAGUAGACAGUAAUAAUUCUCAUGGUGGUACUAAAACAGUCUGGAAGCCUCCCAGGAUUCCGCUGACCAAAGCUAAUUUCGUUCGAGGUGGUCCCGAAUUUAUUCAUUUUUUUAUCACUGAGGUGCUUCCAGGUGAACCAAAAAACACCACCGCUAUUCUGCCAUGCACAAGAAAAUCAUUCGAUGACCGAUUGUAUCAGUUUCCAACUAUUCCAAAUCAAUGUGGUGUGAAAUCCGGCUGGAAUCCGGAGAUGCGCUCACUUUCAGAAGAAGAUACUAUGCUUAUCCAAUACUGGAUGGAAUCAUAG